Messenger RNA from Bipolaris maydis ATCC 48331, 1896 nucleotides. Lineage: Eukaryota; Fungi; Ascomycota; Dothideomycetes; Pleosporales; Pleosporaceae. The record is from RefSeq and is a predicted model, not a curated record.
AUGGCCGCUCCCGCCUCCACUAAAGCUGAAGCCGCUUCCACUAUCAAAUCAGCAACUUCACAAUGGCCACUUUCCUUCUCCCUGCAAUUGCCCAAAGCACAACCCACAACCCUCCGAUCAAAUGGCUUUUCUUCAGAUCGACCUGUGCCACCCUUAUGGUGGAGCCACCGCCUUUACCGGGGACCGGAGGGCAAGGAGAUUGAAAUCAUGUAUAGCAAAACAAAGACAGAGUCGGAAGCCAUUGCUCAGCGAUUUCUCGACGAGCCUAUUCUUGGAUUCGAUAUGGAAUGGCCUUGGGGGUAUUGGGUCGAAGACACUCUGCAAAAUAAAAUCGGUCUAAUUCAGGUUGCUUCUGAAGACAAAAUCGGGCUGAUCCACAUCGGACUCCAUCCAGGAAAGACAAGUAGGGACAUCAUCGCGCCUUCAUUGAAGAAAAUCAUUGAGGAUCCAAAUAUCGGAAAAGUAGGGGUUAACAUACUGAAAGCUGAUUUCUCAAGAUUAAGCCAAUACUUUGGGCUCCAGCCGAAAGGUGCCAUUGAAUUAAGUCAUCUAAACCGGCUGGUAAAGUUCGGGCCUCGCAGACCAGAGUAUGUAACCGUCAAACUGGUGAGCUUGGCACAACAAGUGGAAGAACAGCUCGGUUUGCCACUGUACAAAGGUGAUGUGAGGACAAGUGACUGGAGCAAGCCGUUGUCAGAAGAGCAGAUUGAUUAUGCAGCUGGUGACGCUUACGCCGGUUUCAUGCUUUACAAAUGCAUGAAUGCGAAGAGACUGUCCAUGAAGCCGACGCCACCUCCACCGAUAUAUGCGGAAAGGUACCCAAGCGGGAGAGCUUCAAGGGACGAUCCAAUCCUUUUAGAUGUUGGGGAUGGAACAACUAUCACAACAGCGGAAUUUUUUGGUGUCAAGCCCGUAAAGAGCAGUUUAAUAUCAACAACUUCUAAAGCGCGGAAUACCGAAAAGAUCUUGGAGCCUCUUGACGAGACCUCACAGGCUCUUUAUGAUGAGCUGCUUGUGCGUCGAGCACUUCUUGCAGAAAAGGGAAACAUACCGCCAACGCGUGUAGUUUCCGAUGUUUUGCUCCGGGCCAUUGCACGGGCACGUCCCCUGGAUGCACCCGCUCUACUUGCAAUCAAAGGUGUAGGGAAGGUUCAACAGCGGAAUUACGGAGAUGAAUGGGUCCAGGUCAUUUCGAAAUUCCUGACAAAAAACGGUAUCGAGGAGUCAGCCAGCACCGACAAAUCUUCACCGUCCAAGGAAGAGGAAGCGCACAUUCUCCGAAUCCCACGCCGUAUCCAAGUGGCUCGUCGGGUCUUAUCAGACUUGUAUUCGCCCCUUGCUUUCGACGAACCGCCACCAAGGGUGCCUCAGCUACAUACCGGUUUAUCUUUCACUCUGGCCGAGUCCAAGCUUGACGCUCAUGGCACCGCUCUUAAAGACAACGAGUCAGAUUACGGCUCCGACAACUCACUCAUAUCUCUGGAAUUUGGCAGCCCAAGGAAUCGGCGAGAAAGCUCUGGCACAAAGCGCAAGUGGGCCGAGAGCCCAACAAAGCAGAAACACAUAGACCGCAAUCCUACCAUCCGAAAGAGCAUAUCCCAUGCUCCUCCAAAACAAGCACCAUCGAUAUCCGAUCCCAACCUCAGCCCUUCUUCCCGCAUUGCAAAAUCCAAACUCCUAGCAUUCAGCAAACUCGUCACGAGCAAACUCCCAGAACGCCGCCCAGCUACCGCUCUGCCCAUCGUCUCGCCGCACACGCUAGACUUGAUUGUACGUGCGCGACCACAGACGCAGGAGGAAUUGGAGCGGAUACCGGGUGUGGACAGUUUGCUGUUGGCGUGUGAGAGGACAGGCAUAGAUUUGUUGAGGAAUGUGGUUAAGUUUGUGGGGGCUUAA